AUGGCGUGCCUUACCUUGUUCUUGCUAUGCCUUGACAACAGCAUCAACACUGGUACUCGGUAUCAAUUCACUCCUUCCCUUGACUUUGUUCAUCCUCUCUCUUACUCUCCUUUUGGACUGCCAUUGAUGGAGAUGCUAGCUCCUGCAUCUAGCCAGGCGCAGACCAGGACCGUACCUCUCGUCUGCAUAAUAUGCCCACGCAAGCCCAACUUCAGUGAUCUGUCGCAUCUCCUCACCCACAUCAGCAGCAAGGCUCAUCUGUCGACCUACUACAAGCUCAAGGUUCGCUCAGGCUCCGAUGAUGCUGCUCGUCAGUCCGUCGAGCGGUACGACAUAUGGUACGCCGAGAAUGACAUCGAGUCUUUCAUGUCGGAGCGUAUGAAGCACAAGGAUGAACGCAAGAAGAUCAAGAUUGAGCUCCAUACCAACGUCAAGGUCAUCAAGAAAGAGUCCCACUCGCCAACGUUCACUCCAUCAUCAGCAUCCUACGACGACAUUCCAUCAGUCUACCCUCACCCGUACGCUGCCUACGCACCGAUGUAUACUUGGGCAGCACACCCUUACCUCACCCACAGACAAGACUCUGCAUCCGUCGAGAAUGAUGAUCAGCAGGCCCCAAGUGAAGUAUCACUUAUACCAAGAAAGCGAAAGGUCAAGCAUGAGACACACCCUGUUGGAGAUGUCGAUGACGAGGACGAAAGCAGCAAGCUCAAGGGUAUUGUUUGGCCAGGUAUGGGCCUCUUUGACGCAGCUACUCCAGAGUUGAAGAAGAAGCGUAACCAGAAGAAAGACGUCUCUGUCAACGAUCGUCUUGCCACCAUGUCUGGAGGAAUCAUGAAGGAAGAGCUGAUCUUCAGUGCAUCUGGUACUCUGCUCAAAACUAGAAUCAUCUCUGGCCAGCCACAGCCCGAGGAUCUGCUGCCUGGCGAGGAGUUGCCUCCCCGUCAACCCAAGGCCAAGCGCGCUCCCAGAAAGAAGCCUCUUGACGGCAAGAAACCUCUCGAGGACAAGAAGCCCUUGGGAGACAGAGAUCUCGGCACCGCUACGAAGCCCAAUCUUCGCGCCAAGCCCAAGGCCAGGAAGAACUCCCGUAAGCAGCGACCCGUUCUUGCUACCACUGCCGACACUCAGGAAGGUAUUGACCCCAAGGAUGCGGUGCCCCGGAAGACUACGCGCAACAAGCGCAAGAAAGCACCCUUCGACGAAGCUGAAGAGGAAGGCGAGACUCAGAUUGAGAUGGAAGAAGCCACAUUCGAGCAGCCUGUUGUCAUGACGCAGCUCAACUCUGGAUAUCAACAUGCUCCGAUGUACGUUGCAGCAGCACCCAUGGGUUUCAGGGCUGCCGAGCCCACUUACAUGAACAUGACGGGUCAGAGUUACUACCAGUUCCCGGCUGGACAGGACAACCCGUUCUCGUACGACCCAUCUCCCUUGACGACGUGGGAUUACUUUGGGUACGGCGUGGGAAGCAGCGUCGUAAACCCUCUGUUCACAGGCAUGUACGGAGGCAGCUUUGACGAUGAUGACGACGACGAGGACAACGAGGGGACCAUCUCGGCGCCCAUCUCGGAGUCGCAGUAG
This is a messenger RNA of Aureobasidium uvarum, 1581 nucleotides long. The record is from the annotation of a GenBank genome assembly. NCBI's taxonomy places the organism in Eukaryota, Fungi, Ascomycota, Dothideomycetes, Dothideales, Saccotheciaceae.